Messenger RNA from Hypomesus transpacificus, 1142 nucleotides. RefSeq names its product putative nuclease HARBI1. The record is from RefSeq and is a predicted model, not a curated record. The transcript has a single exon. Lineage: Eukaryota; Metazoa; Chordata; Actinopteri; Osmeriformes; Osmeridae. Bases 138 to 1034 code for a protein of 298 amino acids.
ACAGAAUCAUUUUACGGUUACAUUCAUAGCUAUGGUUACAUUGUUAAUGCUUUGUAACCUAGGUGAUCAAUCGAAGAAAAUGGCUGCAGCUAAUUUUGAGAGAGAGGGACAGAGGGGCUAGAGGAAUAAUAGAGACCAUGUCAGUAGAGGAGGAAUUACUAACAGAAUUGCUGUUAGCGAGAGAGCAGGGGCACAGAAGGGAGAGACGAUGGUGUGUUCGUCCUAUUAACAGGAGUCGAGAGAGCCAGAGAGAGUAUCAGCUCAUAAAGCAGAUGAGGGAAAUUGACCCAGAAAUGCACUUCAGAUACUUCAGAAUAUCAGCCAGUAGGUUCGACAAUUUGGUCCACCGCAUCCGUCCCUACAUCCAGCGUGCCAGCACCCACUCAUCACCUCUUACUGUAGCAGAGAGGUUGGCCGUCACACUCCGUAUCCUGGCUAGCGGGGGCUCACAACAGAGUGUGGCUGCUAGCUACCGACUAGGGUCGGCCACAGUCUCAAGCAUCGUGUCCGAAGUUUGGCGGGCCAUACACACGGCAAUGAAAGAUGAGUUCAUCCCCUACCCAUCCAGAGUUGGGUUCCAGGAGAUAUCAAGGGAUUUCUGGCGGAUGUGGAACUUCCCCAACUGCAUCGGUUGCAUUGACGGGAAGCAUGUGCAGAUCAAAGCCCCUCCAUCCGCCGGCAGCGAAUAUUUCAAUUAUAAGGGAACACACUCCGUGGUGUUGAUGGCAGUUUGCGAUGCCCAGUACCGUAUCACCAUGCUGGACGUUGGUGCCUACGGGAGGCAGAGCGAUGGGGGGAUCUUUCAAGCCAGUCGGUUUGGGCACGGGCUUCUCCAGAGGACACUCGAUCUUCCUCCGCCAGCCGAUCUUCCUGGAAGUACAGUGCCCAUCCCACACACCUUUUUGGGAGAUGCUGCUCUCCCCCUACACGCAAAUCUGAUGCGUCCCUACGGUAAGAUUCUUGUUGUUACUGGCCUCACGUUGAAAGCACAAAGCACAGCACCUCGUGAGGAUCUUCUGAAUGUGCACCGGUAAAACUAUCCCGACCGCAACAAUUAAAUAAUUCCCAGUAAGUCGCAAGCGGAACGAAAAAUUGGUUCCUCCUUUAGGCUAAAUAAUAGGAAAUUUCUUGUCAGGAAAUGU